UGCAUGUCUUUCACACCACACGGGAAACCUGCUUCACCUUCUUCCUUUCUUGGUUUAUUUCUUUCUUUGUCAGAUGUAUAUAUAAUUUUGGAUCCAACCAAUAAUUAAACUGAUCAGUUCCAUCCUAUUUCGAGUUUCUGCCACACCCUUCGAAGAGAUCAGAGAGAAAAAUGCCACAGGAAACCACUUCUCCUUCCAGGAAUCCCAGAGGCUUAAAGGCUUUACCCUCUAACAAUGUGGAGAAUCCACUCUCUGAAGAUACCUUCAAUGUUUAUUAUGACUUUGCUCAAAGAAAAGCUGAAGAAGCAGCUUCAAGGAGGUACCAAGCAACGGAAUGGCUACGAGAGAUGGACCAGGGUGCUUCAAAGUCCCUGCCCAAAGAACCUUCUGAAGAAGAGUUUUGCCUUGCACUUCGCAAUGGUCUCAUUCUUUGCAAUGUCCUCAACAAAGUCAAUCCUGGAGCUAUUCCUAAGAUAGUGGAAAAUCCAGUAAUCCCAGUGCAGUCAACAGAAGGGGCAGCACAGUCUGCAAUCCAGUAUUUCGAGAACAUGAGGAAUUUCCUGGUAUCUGUAAAAGAUAUGCAACUAUUGACAUUUGAAGCUUCUGAUGUUGAAAAGGGUGGGUCUAUGAAUAAAGUUGUAGACUGCAUUCUUUGUCUGAAAGGAUAUUACGAAUGGAAGAAAGCAGGAGGCAUUGGAGUUUGGAGGUAUGGAGGAACAGUGAAAAUUACAGCUUUGCCGAAAGGGUCACCACCCUCCUUGGUUGGAAGUGAAAGUGCUGAUGAUUCUUUGGACGGAUCAGAGUCAUCACAAUAUGAACAAUUAUUGGAGUUUCUCCAUCUCUCUAAUGAAGUUGCAAUUGAGGAAUCCAAAACUGCCAAUGCUCUGGCUUUCCUUUUCGACCGCUUUGGGCUUUGGCUUCUACAAGCUUACCUUAGAGAGAGCAAUGAGAUUGAAGAAUUUCCCUUGAAUGCAAUGGUAGCUUUGCAGGUAAUAGACACACUAAUCAGCAAGAUAGUUAAGGACUUCUCAGCAUUGCUUGUUUCUCAGGGUACUCAGCUUGGGCUAUUUCUGAAGAAAAUCUUGAAAACUGACUUCAAUUCUCUAUCAAAAUCUGAUUUUAUGGAAGCUAUCUCACUGUAUCUUGGUCAAAGGACUAGCCUGGCAUCGAAUGAUUUCUUCAAGUUCUGCAUCUGUGGUGGUAAACGUGAGGUUAUUCACCAAACAGUUAACCAUUCAACUGCAUAUGCACAACUUAUUCAUCUUCACCAGAGAGAGCUCAAGGAGAUCAAAUUAGAUUUUCAAGAAACAAAACUUGGAGUCAAACAAAUUCACUCGAAUUGGGCGGAACAACUUAGGAGGCUUGAGCAUCAUAUCAAGGGUCUUGAGGUGGCAUCCUCUUCUUACCACAAGGUAUUAGAAGAAAACCGCAUGCUUUACAAUCAAGUUCAAGACCUCAAAGGAACGAUAAGAGUGUACUGUAGAGUGAGACCCUUUCUGCAAGGCCAAACAAAUGGACAAUCAACUGUAGAUUAUAUAGGAGAAAACGGAAAUAUCAUGAUUGUCAAUCCUUUAAAGCAGGGCAAGGAUGCAAGAAAAGUAUUCUCCUUUAACAAGGUGUUUGGACAAAAUGUCUCACAAGAACAAAUAUAUAUCGACACUCAACCACUGAUCAGAUCUGUCCUAGAUGGCUUUAAUGUUUGUAUCUUCGCAUAUGGACAAACUGGAUCAGGAAAGACAUACACCAUGAGUGGCCCAGAUAUGACUACCGAGCAAACAUGGGGCGUAAACUACCGUGCUUUACGUGACCUGUUUCAAAUAUCCAAGGAGAGAUCAGACUUUAUUAGAUAUGAAGUUGGGGUGCAGAUGAUUGAAAUAUACAAUGAACAAGUGAGAGAUUUAUUAGUCAUGGAUGGCUCUAAUAGAAGAUUGGAUAUUCGUAACAAUUCUCAGUUGAAUGGCCUAAAUGUGCCUGAUGCAAGUUGGGUUCCAGUUUCAAGUACUCAAGAUGUUCUUGAGUUUAUGAGAAUUGGUCAAACGAAUCGUGCUGUAGGUGCCACUGCUUUAAAUGAGCGAAGUAGCCGUUCUCACAGUGUUUUGACUAUUCACGUAUAUGGAAAAGAGUUGGUUUCGGGAUCUAUUCUCAAAGGUUGCCUGCAUUUGGUUGAUUUGGCUGGGAGUGAGAGAGUGGAUAAAUCUGAGGCUGUAGGCGAAAGAUUGAAGGAAGCACAACAUAUCAAUAGAUCACUGUCUGCACUAGGAGAUGUCAUCUCUGCUCUUGCACAGAAGAGUGCACAUAUUCCUUACAGAAACAGCAAGCUUACUCAAGUAUUGCAGGAUUCUUUAGGUGGGCAAGCUAAAACGUUAAUGUUUGUACAUGUAAGUCCUGAAGUUAAUGCCAUUGGAGAGACAAUUAGCACUCUGAAGUUUGCCGAGAGGGUCGCUUCCGUAGAACUUGGGGCAGCUCGAUCCAACAAGGAAACUGGUGAAAUCCAAGAACUUAAAGAAGAGAUAUCAAAUCUUAAACUUGCAUUGGAAAAGAAGGAAGCUGAAGUAGAACAACUAAAAGUUGGAAACGUUCGAAGCAUGACCGAAUCUCAAAGAGGAAGAGCGGUUUCUCCUUUCCAAAUUCCAAGACAUGGAACGUCUUCCAGCAUUAAGCCUGGUGACGAUAAUAGAUCCUCUGAGGCCACAAGCAGAAGCGCUUCUUCUGGUAAGCAAAGGAGGUCAAGAUUUCCAUCUGCAUUCGCAGUCGCAGAUAAGGAGAUGUUGCCGAAGAUGCCUAGUCCAGCUGAAGAAAGAUUAGCAAGUGCCUUAAAGGCAAGGUCACCAUCCCCUCCUGUUAGGAGAUCCUCAUCCACUGAUAGAGGAGCCUCCAAUAGAAGCAGGACCAAGGUUGAAUCAGUUGACAAUCAACCAAUCUCUAGAGUACCAUUCCCGGCUAGAGUACCUGUUAACAAAUCCUUUGCCACAACUACUGUGACCCCUUCUUCAGAUGCCACCUCCUCUGGGGUCCAUUCCAGUUUCCAAGAAACCACAAAACAAGAGAAUAUCUCAGAUGCGUUAUACAACCUCCGUAAACUUAGCAUUAAGAAAGUCCACUCAGAACUUGAAGAUGAGCAGUUUAGGCAAGCACUUAAUGUUAGGCAAGGUGGAAUUAGGAAAAACAAAGCUGAGAGUAAGGCUAAAAUAAAGCACCAACUGCCAGCAACACUUGAGAAAACUGAUGUCGCAAUGACAUUGCUUUCUGAAAUGGAUGAUGGUGAGAAAAUGGAGCAGCCUCCAAAAAGUGACUUCACUGAGCCAGAAACUGAGCAAUCACUUGUUGGCUCUCCUAUGUAUGCUGCCUUGAAGAUGAAGAAGCUUGGGCACAACCUGUCAAGGUAUCCACACAACUUUGAACAAAGGGGAUUAGUGCAACCGCAAGCGGUAGUACCAUUGCAGGGAGGAAAAACUGACAGGUCUCCAAAGGAGGGAAGUAACACUAAUCUGAUGCCUGAAUUUAGAAGGAGCCGGUCUACUCCUCGCGUGAAAUUUUUGGUUUUGCCUUGAGGAUUCUACACCAUAUGGGAACUAGUUUCCUACCCUUCGAAAUAUUCCUUUUAAAUUUUGUACAGUGGUUGCAUUUUCAGAGGAGGUUAUUGAUCAAGAUGUCUUUAUACUCAAAAAAACUUAGAUGGUUUGUUUUA
Molecule: messenger RNA, 3688 nt
Organism: Gossypium raimondii (Peruvian cotton)
Lineage: Eukaryota; Viridiplantae; Streptophyta; Magnoliopsida; Malvales; Malvaceae
Product: kinesin-like protein KIN-14F
Exons: 18
Coding region: 171-3551 (1126 amino acids)
Biological process (GO): microtubule-based movement
Molecular function (GO): ATP binding; microtubule binding; microtubule motor activity
Source: RefSeq, a predicted model, not a curated record